Molecule: messenger RNA, 2701 nt
Organism: Amoebophrya sp. A25
Lineage: Eukaryota; Dinophyceae; Syndiniales; Amoebophryaceae
Source: the annotation of a GenBank genome assembly
AGUAUGCAGCAGCUUCGUCGUCUACAACUACAUCUUCUGCGUUGUUCGCUCAGCCUGCUUCUGCUACAUCUACGCGUACACUUAUGGGCGCGCCUGGGGCAUCCUCGUCUUCUUCCACUUCGGUGUUUCAUCAUCCUGCCCCUACAUCGUCGUCUACGGUUUUUUCUGGGUCUUCCUCUUCGCUGUUUCGUGGUCAUGAUCAGCUUGCAGGUGCAUCGCCUUCUUCUUCGGUCAUGUCGAUGCGAAUGCCUACCGGCAAGUCCAACAUCAAGGGCAUGGGAAAGAAAGGCAAAGACGGCAUGGGAAAACCGAAAGGCCCCGAUCCAUCCACGAAUAUGCUGCACCUUCGUCAGCAGCUCUUGCAGUAUGGCUACAACCAGAACCGACCGCAAUUCUUCGAAGGUCAACACAAUAUGGCGAAGAUGAGCUCGAUGAAGAAGUCCGCCAGUAAAAAGGCGGCGGCUAUUUCUGUGGCGAACAAGAAGGCCAGCGCUGGCAAAGCUGCGUCUUCUUCUACUUCUUCUGCCAAAAAAGGUAAGGGCGUUAAGACGAGCAACGACAAGACUACGAGUAAGACAGCCAAAGGCUCUGCCUCCUCAUCAACAACGACGAAGAAGGACAACAACAGCAACAACGAAAGCCACAGUGCCAAAAAGGCUUCGCAGUCCAAGCCCAAGAGCAAGACCAACCCCGGCAAGGAAGCAAAUGGGCAGGCGUCUCCUGCUUCAGAAUCUGGCUCCGCUGGGCCGGCGAUGAAGCGCCCUGGACGCAAGCCGGACCCGAACUCGAUCCGCGCAAAAAAGUUAAGGCUAGACUGUCUUGCUCAGUCACGCACCAUCUCUAGCGGUAUCUUUCAGCCGCCACAUGUGUCGUAACAUAAGGGGGACUUUGACGCAUGUGCCUGAAGAAUAUCCUCAGGGAUGAACUUGGGAAAUAUCUUCUAAAGAAAAGAGCGAGGAGGGCGGAGAAAGAGAACGCAGCCAAGAUGGCACUUCUAGAAGAAGAAGAAGAAGAAGAAGGCAACGCUUCUACGAUGGAGAAGGAAACCAAAAAUCUGCAGCAGGAGCAGUAUGAGAUCAAAGACAACUCAGGCAUUGAUAGCGGUGGCGACGAUUAUCCUCAUGAUGAUGAUGAUGAUGAUGAUGAAGAUGGCGAUUGGCAGCAGGCUGCUGAAAACGAUGUGGAGGUAAAUGAACAUCAACCAGGAAACGUCGAACCUGCUGGCCAUCGUGGUGCCUCUGGUGUGCCUGCGCUGCCUCCGGGCUUCGAGGCUUUCCCCUCCGAUUUGCAGGACUUGAUCACGAUCGCGCGCCUGCACCCGAUCCCGGAAGGUCAUGAGAGUGAAGCAGACAUCACGCCAGACAACAACAACAACAACAACAACAUCAACAAGAUGACGGCGAAGACGUUUCCGAAGUCGAACAAGACAGCAUCAGCAUCACCUACGAGCGAUAGCGCUGCCAACCCGAUUUCUGACGAUGAUUUUUAAGGCUGUGCCUAAUACAUCUCUGGCCGCGUCCUUGAAACGUAUGGAAGAGUAUCCUAAGGGAAUGCCCUCCCAUACUUUUCAAGGAUGCACUCGAAAGAUGAAUUAUGGAUAGUUCUAAGAUCUGAGGAAGAUUGCCCAGCGCAUUUAUCCUGGCGUUACUGAUUUCCCUCCCGCUGUUCUUGCCGAUUUCCGGAAACACGGCGUGGGCAAACACUCACCAAAGGCUCCUGCGCCUCCUGAGAGUGAGCGCGUCGUUACAGUCGAGGAAUUGCGAGCGCCUCCUGAGAUUCCUCCUCCUAGUUCUUCGAGUUUGAAAUUGAAACCGACGUCGCGCCCGAUCUCCAACGACUUCGGGAAGCUUUCCGCUGGUAUAAAGAUACAUAGUCUAUUUAUCAUAUGCGAGGGCAUUUCUAUUCUAAUACCAAUGGACUACUUUGGUAGGGAGACAUCACCAUGCCCAUAUCGUGGCCAGUCUCUCUAAGUAUUGUUUUCGUUCUUACUCUUCUUCACGAACAAGAUCAACCUCAGAGUCAGAAUUAUACUGCAUCCGACGCUCUUCUUCCCAUUCGAGCGGCAACUUCAUAGGUACUGGCGGCGAGUAUGUCUUACGUCCAGCCGCCACGACGUCGGACGCAGUGCCUGGAGAUCGUCCGCUGCCGCAGCUCCUCCAGCGAAUCCAGGCGGAUAGUCCUACUCCGUUACUCCCAGGCACCACCAUCAUCUCCACCGCCAGCCCUAACGCACAAGUAGCUUCGAACUCGAACAAGCGGCGAGUAUCUUCUGGGAUGUUUCGCAGUAAAAUCGCAAUGACGCGCUACUUCUCGCCGAAGCCGGUCGACCGCACCCCGGACGAACCUGACCUGCAGCGAUCAGGGGCCCGCCGGGUUAGCUCGUUCGGCUCAGCCCGCAAACCUGCCACGAACAUCAUGCGAUUUUCGAAGGUAAACGAGCCGAAUUUUAAGGGUAGGCUUAGGCUCAGGGUGAUUCUGUUCCCGUUUGUUAUGGCUCUCCUAGGCAGGACAGCCACUGCCAUAACAAGCGGGAUAAAAGAACGCUAAGCUCUUACCUCUAAGAAUCUUGAAACUGAUGCAGACGAACAGCUAGACCCGCAACAGAAUGGCGAACCCUCUAAGAAUCUUGAAACCGAUGCAGACGAACAGCUAGACCCGCAACAGAAUGACGAACAACGAGCCCCACAACAAGAGCAGAUGA